Molecule: messenger RNA, 2360 nt
Organism: Apodemus sylvaticus (European woodmouse)
Lineage: Eukaryota; Metazoa; Chordata; Mammalia; Rodentia; Muridae
Gene: Eno2
Product: enolase 2
Exons: 12
Coding region: 16-1488 (490 amino acids)
Biological process (GO): glycolytic process
Cellular component (GO): phosphopyruvate hydratase complex
Molecular function (GO): magnesium ion binding; phosphopyruvate hydratase activity
Source: RefSeq, a predicted model, not a curated record
GGGCCCCCGGGUCACAUGCGCUCGCCCGGCUCUAUAGGCGCCGCCCCCUGCCCACCCCCCACCCCACCCGCGCUGAGAACCGCAGCCGCCGCCACUCCUGCUCUCUCUGCGCCGCCGCCGUCACCGUCGCCACUGCCACCGCCACCGGCUGAGUCUGCAGUCCUCGAGGAGAUCCCAGCCAUCAUGUCGAUAGAGAAGAUCUGGGCCCGAGAGAUCUUGGACUCCCGUGGGAAUCCCACCGUGGAGGUGGAUCUCUAUACCGCCAAAGGUCUUUUCCGGGCUGCAGUCCCCAGUGGGGCCUCCACUGGCAUCUAUGAGGCCCUGGAGCUAAGGGAUGGGGACAAACAGCGUUACUUAGGCAAAGGUGUCCUGAAGGCAGUGGACCACAUCAACAGCAGGAUUGCACCGGCCCUCAUUAGCUCGGGUCUCUCCGUUGUGGAGCAGGAGAAAUUGGACAAUUUGAUGCUGGAGCUGGAUGGGACUGAGAAUAAAUCUAAGUUUGGGGCCAAUGCCAUCCUGGGUGUGUCCCUGGCCGUGUGUAAGGCUGGGGCAGCUGAGAAGGACUUGCCCCUCUAUCGCCACAUCGCUCAGCUGGCUGGGAACUCCGACCUCAUCCUGCCUGUGCCGGCCUUUAAUGUGAUCAACGGUGGCUCUCAUGCUGGGAACAAGUUGGCCAUGCAGGAGUUCAUGAUCCUCCCAGUGGGCGCCGAGAGCUUUCGGGAUGCCAUGCGACUUGGGGCAGAGGUGUACCACACACUCAAGGGGGUCAUCAAGGACAAGUACGGCAAGGACGCCACUAACGUGGGGGAUGAAGGCGGCUUUGCCCCCAAUAUCCUGGAGAACAGCGAAGCCUUGGAGCUGGUGAAGGAAGCCAUCGACAAGGCCGGCUACACGGAGAAGAUGGUGAUCGGCAUGGACGUGGCUGCCUCUGAGUUUUACCGUGAUGGCAAAUAUGACUUGGAUUUCAAGUCUCCCGCUGAUCCUUCCCGAUACAUCAGCGGGGACCAGCUCGGAGCACUCUACCAGGACUUUGUCCGGAACUACCCUGUGGUCUCCAUUGAAGACCCAUUUGACCAAGAUGACUGGGCGGCUUGGUCCAAGUUCACAGCUAACGUCGGCAUCCAGAUAGUGGGCGACGACCUGACGGUGACCAACCCCAAGCGCAUCGAGCGGGCGGUGGAGGAGAAGGCCUGUAACUGUUUGCUGCUCAAGGUCAACCAGAUCGGCUCAGUCACCGAAGCCAUCCAAGCGUGCAAGCUGGCCCAGGAGAAUGGCUGGGGGGUCAUGGUGAGCCAUCGCUCUGGAGAAACUGAGGACACGUUCAUUGCUGACCUCGUGGUGGGACUGUGUACAGGCCAGAUCAAGUCCGGUGCCCCAUGCAGAUCUGAGCGUCUGGCGAAGUACAACCAGCUCAUGAGGAUUGAAGAGGAGCUAGGAGAUGAAGCUCGCUUCGCAGGACAUAAUUUCCGAAAUCCCAGCGUGCUGUGACCCCCCUGCCUGCCUGAACUCGGGGACAUCUCAUUCUCCCGGAGCCUCUUUCUUGCUGUCCCGACCUGCCACAGUCACUCUGAUACCCUGAGUCCCAAGUCACCCCGAGCGCCUCGACUCCCCUGUUCCGGCUGUUCUUGGCUUCCACGAUCCCUUGCUGUUUCUGCUCUUCCUCCUCUCUGGGCCCCAUUUUUUUGGGGGGGAUUCAAGUCUUCCCACUUUCCCUUCUAUUCUCUCUUCUCUUAAAAAAAAAAGAUUAGAAGGGGGUCCGCAGAAGAGCCGUCAGCGUCUGACGGGAGCUUCAGGGUUGGUGUUUAAAGUGGGGCCGUGGGGCGUGUGUAUUUCACGGCUUUCCAUGCUGUGCAUGAGCCUUGAACGAUGCAUAAAGCUGGUGUUUGGGGAGUGCUGGCCGUGUGGUCAUGCUUGGUGUGUGUGUACAAGCACACGUUUAUUUAUUUAUUUAUUUAUUUAUUUAUUUAUUUAUUUAUUUCUCAGCUGGUCAGUCAGUCAUCUCCCGUUAACGCUACAGUCUGAAAGUGACCCAACUUGACAGGACCAGGCAUCAGUAGCCUCAUGUGGCUUCACUCCACGUUGACCUGGGACAGGAGGUUUUACUAGCAUGGGAAGGGGAACAGAAAAGGGCCGUAGCAGCAGUUUCAUUUGGUGCGCUAGUCGCAGCUCGGUACUUCACAGAGGGGGGCUGUGUACCUGGGGGUCUCUUCUCCUAUGACUCUGUCCCCGGCCCUAGGUCCCUCAGUUUUUUUCCGGCUGCACCAGAGCUCUGCCUCACUCCUCCGUGUCAUCUUCCACUGCUGCCACCAUCUCUGUGGCUUUGAAAUGACCACCACCAUUAAAGUCUGAAUCACAGCACA